ACGUCAGGCUGAACCAAACUCUCGCGAGAUUUGAAGUAUUCCACCGUUAAUAAAUACAGCUGUGUAUGAAGUGACAAACCAGAUUCAGUUGGAUGUUAAACUACUGUCUGUCGGUGAUCUAACUACGCAGAAGAAAAAACAGGAAUUUAAAUGGCGUCGAUGGAAGUUGUUCCGAGUCAGAGUGUGGUGACCAGGGUGGUCAGCCUUCCUUUGGUGAGCUCCACCUAUGAUUUGGUGUCCAAUGUGUACUGCAACACGAAGGACAAUCACCCGUACCUCCGAUCUGUGUGUGAGGUGGCUGAGAUGGGGGUGAAGACUAUUACGUCUGUGGCCAUGUCCAGUGCCAUGCCCUUCAUUGGCAAGCUGGAGCCCCAGCUUGCCAUUGCGAAUGACCUUGCGUGUAAAGGUCUGGACAAGAUUGAGAAGUCCUUGCCAAUCCUUCAUCAGCCAUCAGAGCAGAUUGUUGCCAAUGCUAAGAAUGUAGUGACUGGAGCCAAGGAGGCAGUGGCAGUCACUGUAGGUGGAGCCAAGGAUGGUGUGUCCCACACCCUCACAGGGGUGAUGGACAAAACCAAAGGGGCAGUACAGGAUAGCAUGGAGAAGACUAAGGCCAUGGUCAGUGGUGGUGUCAACACGGUGAUGAGUAGCCGUGUGGCUCACCUGCUGAGCACAGGAGUUGACGCGGCACUCAGCAAGUCAGAAACCCUGGUGGACCAAUAUCUUCCACUGACUGAGGAGGAGUUGGAAACGGAAGCUAAAAUGGUGAAAGGGUUUGAUGCAACCCCCCAGAAGUCCAGCUAUUACAUACGACUUGGGUCACUUUCUGUCAAGUUGCGCAAGAGGGCCUACCAUCAGGCCAUAGAAAAGGUGCGAGAUACUAAACAGAGAAGUCAGGAGUCUAUCUCGCAGCUACGUAAUACUGUGGAUCUGAUUGAAUAUGCACGAAAGAAUGUGGACGAUGCCAACCAGAAGCUACAUGAGAAGUUCAGCUCUUGGGUUGAAUGGAAGUCAGAUGAGCAGAGUGAGGGAGACUGGAAUGAAGCAGAGCACAUUGAAUCUCGCACCCUGACCAUUGCCCGGAACUUGAGCCACCAGCUCCAGACCACAUGCCUCACCCUGGUUUCCAGCCUUCAGGGCCUCCCCCAGAAUGUGCAGAACCAGGCGCUGUCUGUGGCACGCUCGGCCUCUGAGGUCUAUGACCAAUUUAGCAAGGCCCCCACCCUUCGCGAUGUCUCUGACAACAUGCUGUCCAGUAGCAAGGCACAGCUGGGCAAAAUGAAGGACUCCCUGGAUGGUAUCAUGGACUAUCUGGUCAACAACACGCCCCUCAAUUGGCUGGUAGGUCCUUUCUACCCACGGAUGACCCCGCCUCCCUCCAGCUCUCAGGCAGUUGGACAGAAAGAGACCCCACCUACAAAUAUGGAAAUGAAGCCAUUGGACUCUAACAACUAAAUGCCUUCUGCAUUUGUCAAAGCCUCGCUUAAUCUACCUUAUUCCUGCACUAAAUAUAGCAUAAAGCAAAUGUCACAGUAGUAUUUCAGAACAUUCCAUUACCUUUGAAGCUAGCUGACACCAAUUUAAUAGCUCAUAGCGGGUACUCGUGACUACGUGUGUCUGGCUCGUGUCUUGUUUAAUGCAUAGAAUUAACAAAAUGCAGAAUUUCUCAUGGGUGCAAUUAGCAUUUUUGUAUGAAAUUGGCAUGCCACAUUGUAUUAACUUCCACUGUAGGUUUUGUAUGACUUUCAUAAUAAAGAAGGAAGUAUGUUAGUA
Molecule: messenger RNA, 1770 nt
Organism: Brienomyrus brachyistius
Lineage: Eukaryota; Metazoa; Chordata; Actinopteri; Osteoglossiformes; Mormyridae
Gene: plin2
Product: perilipin 2
Exons: 8
Coding region: 151-1452 (433 amino acids)
Biological process (GO): lipid storage; positive regulation of triglyceride storage
Cellular component (GO): cytosol; lipid droplet
Source: RefSeq, a predicted model, not a curated record